Messenger RNA from Exophiala spinifera, 1299 nucleotides. RefSeq lists its product as uncharacterized. The transcript has 2 exons. Bases 1 to 1299 code for a protein of 432 amino acids. NCBI's taxonomy places the organism in Eukaryota, Fungi, Ascomycota, Eurotiomycetes, Chaetothyriales, Herpotrichiellaceae. The record is from RefSeq and is a predicted model, not a curated record.
AUGGAACCUUUCCACGAGCUACCAGUAUGGCUGGAUGAGUACUCGACAAGUAUGCUGCGAUACGGUAAGCUCAGACUUUUGACGCUCAGAACCCCCAGUUACUACCGGCUUAUGCCUGUUUUUGGGUUCAUUUCAAAAUUCCAGGCCAUCUUUUCUGACCGAACCACAGUCUUUACCGUAUGGUUGCCAGAGCUGUGCGCUCACAGGUCGUCGACUCUGCGGAAGCAAGCAUACUUUGAACAUGUCAUAACAGACAUACUCUUGCUGUCGGUCACUCUCACCGCUGCAUUUGCCCGGACAGGAUUCGCGACCGAGGGUGGUGGUACAGGCAAGGAUCCCGGCGCUCUGGUGGAUAAAAACGCCACGGCCGUGAUCGAGAAAUACUGGCUCAAGUACACGGUCAUAACCAUCCAAAUGCUCAUCAAUGGCGUGGAACUCUCGGCCUAUUCGACUCUGCAAAUGUUCACGGCUGUCACGACCAUGGCCGGGUGUGAGUUCAUGGUCAACCCCCACGAGGGGCGCCUCCACCUACAGGCUUCCGCUCAGACUGCUUCCAGGAACGGAGGCUUCGGUACCAUUCCCGCCUUGCUGUUGGAGAUCUUCUUGCUCAACGAAGUGUUGCUGGCCAGUCUGAGUGGCAGUCGCCCCGUUGUACCUCAUGACCAGCUCGCGCCGGUGGUGGACGCAUUGCUUCCCAAAAUGCCGGAAUUUACAAAAAGAUCGUCGUACCGAUUCGGCAAACUCCUCAGCGGCUCGGGCCCUGUGGGGGAUUCGUUGUCGUCGUCCUUUAUUGCCGUUAUGGCGGAGCUUUAUGCCGCAACUGAGAUAAUCAACGUUUACACGAGUCUUGGUGGACAGGACCAACUACGAGAAACGAUAGUUCUUCGGAUGUUUUUGAUCGGUCUUUGCCUUUCCUGUGUGGCCAUGGAAUGCAUUCGGCUCUCGGGUCUUUUGUUGAUCCACACCACCCACCUGAAGGGGACUCCAAAGCAACAUUUGUAUGACCGGGUCGCCACCGAGCUGCUGGAGAGGCUGCGGCAACUCGAUGAUGUGAGCACCGGAGGGCCACAACCCUUGGUGGCCUUGAUGGACAUCUGGGCGUCUUUCCUGGGCGCGUUUGUCUCCAUGAGCAACGAACGGGGAGUGUCUUACUUGCAUCGCAUCUCUCGAGCCGCCUCUGACUUGCCAGCGUCGAAGAAGGAAUGGGUCCAAAUAAGGGAGUGGCUGAAGAGAUUUCCAUGCGUUGAUGAGGAGUUUGAUGAGCCCUUUGAACAGAUAUGGGUUCUGGCUCAUCACUGA